UUUGUUGUUGCCAAAUUAAAAAACGCGUUUUUUUAUUUAUUAUAUAUUUUUUCGUUAUAGAAGAAUGGAUCACGAUCAACAAGUAUUACAAUUGCGUGAUUUUGAUCAGCAAGUGUUAUCACAACCAGAAAAUGCACAAUCGUUUGCAACUAGAAGUUUUUUAGAAACACUUGUUGAUUUGCUUCAAUAUGGACUUGAAAAACAAGACGAUGGCACGGAUGCGUAUAAAGAGGAAUUAAAAAUUAUAAAGAAUGCAACCAAGGCAUUCUCCACUGUAUUACCCACUGUCUAUAAAACUGUUUGUCAAAAUGAAGCUGAAACUCGUUUAUGGUCACUUUGUCAGUCCUUAAUGACGUUAGUCGAUACUUCAUUGAUACACCAUAGUAACGCAGGUGUUCAAAUAAACGCAGUGAAAUGUCUACAAGUCUUAGUAUUGCUGCUAUCAAAGUCAACUUUGAAGGAUAUCUCGCUUAAUUUACCAAGAGCCGAUCAUCGUUUGUUAAAUGUAGAAGAGCUUGAAAAAAAGGGACAGGAUAUGUUUAGCUUGAUUCUCAGCAUGUUGAAAUCAGAUAUCGAAUCUGUUAUCACAGCAACAGUGAGUUGUCUCAUGAUUAUCGGUAAGAAAAGACCUCAAUUCGUCAAGCAAAUCAUGGCAGCGUUUGCAGGUUGGAGAAAGACGAGAUCAAAGGAUGACUCACCCGUGAUGUUACGUAAUGUGGAUAAAGCAUUAAAAUUAGCGUUUGUGUCUUUGAUAAGAACGGAUACCAUUUCCUCUUUCCGAAGUGAACUGAUUGCUGCGUUUGGAUCGAUUGGAGGUAAUGUCGCCAUGUUUCAGAGUCGCCAUUCCAGAGAACAAAGAGCAGAGGAAGCAAGACGAGCAAAGCGAUCAAGUGGUCAUCUUGAUACAGAACGUCAACAAGACAAACGCGCAAAGACCGAAUAUACGCCCAUCAUACCUUCAGCUACAUCCAAUAAUAUCCUUGCCAAUUAUGAUAUUACACAAAUACCACUAAGUGCUAUUGUCAAUUUGUGUAUGACCGUAUUACAAACUGUUCCAUUGGAAGUCAUGUCAGAAAGAGUUUCCUUGCUUCCUGCCCAAGGUGUCACAUUAGCCGUCACCCGAACUGGCUUCGUUCGCUCCACCACACCUCCCUUUCCACCUCCACCUGAACAACCUCAAUACAACACAAACCCCUUGUUUAAAAAAGAAGGCGAAGAGAAGAAGGAGAAGGUAGAGAAGGAGGAGGAGACCGACAUAGAGAUGGCUGAGGUCAAGGCAGAACCCAAUGUGGAUUCAGACGAGGAAAUGGAAAACAACUUCAAGUCACUUGCACCUGUACCUCUUUUACCCAACAUCAAACAAGAACAAAAGCCCAAGGUACCUGUGCUUGCCAGUGUGGAGGAACGAGCUAGUCAGGCAUUAAAAAUGCAACCGUAUGAAUUGGCUGAACAACGGGAUUUGAGUGAAUCGGAAAAGAAACAAUUGCUAAAGAUGGCCAUCAAACGUAUUCUUUAUGCAGAGAAAUCGUUUCAAUCCACUACACAUGAUGCUACACCUACAACCGCCAAAAGCAGAUGGUUAUUACUCGUUGCUAAGCUUGUCACGCGUGGUAUCGGUAUGCAACCUGCAUCCGUUGGAGAAGGAGAGGAAGAUGAAGAUAAAAAAGUGAUUCCGAUGGAUCUCGAUGAAACCAAUGAGAUCAAGGAGUUAUUAUUAGAUUUUAUUGUUGAAGAUUUAUUAUCACGACAUGAUUUGGCAUUAGAAUGGCUUCAUGAAGAAUAUUUAUCAGAUCAAAGACAAUCCAGACUGAACGCAAAUUAUACAGCCAGUUAUUACCUAUGGUUCCAUAAAUUACUCAAAAAGACGAUCCCUACAUUAGAUGCCAAGGAUAAGAUUUUGACGAAAUUAUUACUAGAGGCACCCGAAUUGAAUGAAGAGACGAUUGAGCUUGUGAAGGAGAAUUUACAGAGUGUCCCCGAAAGAUUUGUAUCUUGCGUGUCGACACUUCGUAAUAUAGUCAUUAAUCGACCUACGGUGCGAUGGAUGGCACUUCAGGUUCUUUUAGACCUUUGUAUUAACGAAAACGAUCAAAUUAGACAGACAAGCAUUAUGGCCGUCAAGAAAUGGAACGAAAAUCAAACUCAUAUCAACACGAGAGUCGAAUCCUAUUCAGUAGAGGCAUUGCAAGUAUUGGCAACCGAAGGAAGUUGGGAUGAAAAGGACGUGGUUCGACAUGCACAAUUGUAUUUUGUAUUAUGCACAAGAAGGCCAAGUUUACUGAAAGAGUUAUUCUCGGUUUAUAUUAAAGCAUCGGAAAGUGUACAAAAGUAUAUUCGCCUUCAUAUGAUUAAAAUGAUUAAAGCAAUCGGAAUGAAAUCAUCAGAUUUAAAUAAACUUAUUCGUGAAUUUCCCCCUGGCGGAGAAACUCUUGUCAUUAGAAUCUUGGUUAUUUUGUGUGAUUCAAAACCUCCUACGCGUGAAAUUGUUUCAGCCGUCCAAGAAAUAUCCGUUUUGGCCAAUGAACGGUCAAUCGAUUUAAAAAAUCUAUCUCCCAUCUUAACAGGUCACAGUCUCAAUCAAAAGCAACAACAAUAAUAACAAAAAAAAAAAAAUUACAUGCAAAUGAAUAACUCUUUUCUCACUCUACAUCAAAAAAUAAAAUCAUGCAAGAAAUAAUAGUUAUAAUCAGCACACAUCUAUAUUUCUUUCUCCUUCCCCCGGACACGUUCCGGUUUUUCGGAAUAGAGUCAAAUAGAUCUUUUUAAAGUGAUUUUAGUAAUCUCUGCACUCUUUUUUUUUAUAUAUAUAAAUGUACAUGCGAUCCAUCCAUAGGUCUUUUUUUCUUUUGCAUAUCACAGAACAAACAGAAGCAAAAAAGCGUUUCGUCUAUUACUAU
Molecule: messenger RNA, 2897 nt
Organism: Mucor mucedo
Lineage: Eukaryota; Fungi; Mucoromycota; Mucoromycetes; Mucorales; Mucoraceae
Exons: 8
Coding region: 65-2596 (843 amino acids)
Cellular component (GO): mRNA cleavage and polyadenylation specificity factor complex
Source: RefSeq, a predicted model, not a curated record